AUGGAAGAUCAAGUGCUCGUCCUCGGCUCGAGCAAGGACGGCAACGUGUACGUCGUCGACCCGUCGUGCUCGUCGCAGCUCUUCCUCUUCAAGGGCUCCUCCUGCGCGCGCCAUGGCCUCGCCGUCGUGCCCCGCACCGGCCAUCUCAUCACGAUCCAGCCCGGCAAGCUCGCGCUGCACAUGCACAUGUGGGGCAAGGACGUCCCGACGCUCAAGUGCCACGUGACUGAGCCCAUGGGCCCGCUCAUCGCGACGCGCGACGGCAACUUCUGCAUCGCCGGCGGCGCCUCCGGCAAGAUCUACGUCUGGUGCGUCGCGACCGGCGCGCUCCUUCACGUCUGGGACGGCCACUACAAGGCGGUCUCGGCGCUCGCCUUGACGCCGGACGACGCGUUCCUUGUCUCGGGCGGCGAAGACGCCGUCGUGCACGUGUGGCGCCUCCUCGACAUCCUCGACGCGUCCCACGAAGGCUCGACGCUCAACCAAGGGCUCUCGCCAUUGCACACGUGGACCGACCACGUGCUCCCGAUCACGCAUGUGCACUGCGGCUUUGGCGGGCGCAUCUUCACUGCGUCGCUCGACCGCACGGCCAAAGUGUGGGACAUCGUGCACGGCCGGGCGCUCGUCUCGGUCACGUGCCCUUCGUACGUCAACGUGGUCGUGCCCGAUGCGAUGGAGCACCGCCUCUUCCUCGGCGCCGGCGACGGCCGCAUCUACGUCGUCGAUCUGCACGCGGCCGCGACAGCUGCGACCGCGGCCCACGCCCGCGUCGUGCUGGCGGCGGACGGCGCGCCGUUCUCGCAAGAGACGCUGAGCGCCGACGGCUUUGUCGGCCACGAACACCCGGUGACGACGCUCGUCGUAAGCCUCUGCGGGCGCUUUGUCAUCUCGGGCGACGACGACGGCGUCGUGCGCGUUUGGGACUCGGUCUCGCGCCAAGCGCUGCGGACGAUGAACUUCGUCAAGGGCUCGAUCGCCGACAUGGCGCUCCUGCCGCGCCCCGCCGGCCUCUUCCACCCGGUCGCCAAGACGUCCCACGAGCUCCCGAUCGCGCCGUUCAAGAAGUACAUCAAUGCCUCGUAG
Saprolegnia diclina VS20 is the source of this 1083-nucleotide messenger RNA. RefSeq lists its product as hypothetical. Gene Ontology annotation, biological process: DNA-templated DNA replication; rRNA processing. NCBI's taxonomy places the organism in Eukaryota, Oomycota, Saprolegniomycetes, Saprolegniales, Saprolegniaceae. The coding region runs from base 1 to 1083 and encodes 360 amino acids. Gene Ontology annotation, molecular function: protein binding. The record is from RefSeq and is a predicted model, not a curated record. The transcript has 2 exons. Gene Ontology annotation, cellular component: nuclear pre-replicative complex.